CUUUUCUUGUGGAGUGUAGCCUCGUAACCGGUUAAUAAAAACAAAAUGUCAGCAAAAGGUGGAAAGAAAUUUCACAAAUGGACCAUGGACUUCACUGGGGCAAAUAGGAUGAAAGGGGAGAAGCAGAUCUCAUUGUCUCACACCACUGUCCAGAAUCCCUACGGGUACUCAGAGCUAAGCAGCAGGAAGGAAACAGAGAGGCAGGAACAGGACGAGCAUCUCAUUAUCAAGAAAGGCUGGAACAUUGCUUUGGGACCGAUUAAACAGAUCCCCAUGAACUUCUUCAUCUUGUGGAUGGCAGGCAACACGAUCUCUAUCUUCCCCAUCAUGAUGGUGGGCAUGAUGUUCUUCAGGCCCAUUCAGGCCCUUAUGUCUGCCUCCAACACAAUCUUUAAGAUGAUAGAAGGACCACAGCAUCUCAUACAGAAGUUUGUUUACAUACUGGGCAAUGUGGUCUGUCUCGGACUGGCCGUAUACAAGUGUCAGACCAUGGGACUUUUACCAACUACGUCUUCUGAUUGGCUGGCUUUCUUGGAAGCACAAAAGAGAAUUGAGUGGUCCGGAGGUGGCGUCGCAUUAUAACCAAUACCUGUAUACAUAGUUGAAAUUGUGAAUUGUCUACAUACCAAGUGGAAAAACUGAUGAACCUUUUCUCAACAUCUUCAAGACAUGCUGACUGAAGUCGUUCCAACAGUCUUGAAACUGUGAAAUAAGAGAGAAGUAGAAACUGUGAAUGACUGUUGUAACAUCAAGGAUGUGUAACUAUCUUCAUUUUAUCAAUCACAGAAACAUAUGAUGUCCAACAAUAAUGUUAUGGUGUCAAUUAAGAAUGGUUUAAGAUUUCCACAACAUUACAAACUUCUGUAAAAUGCCAAUGUCAAGAUUUAUCAGGGGGACAUUUUUUGAUUCACAUGUCUGGAUAUCUCUAUAUCUUUUGCUGAAGAUAAUCGCCUAAAUUUCUGGUUUUGUAACAUAGUAAUUUUUAAUUCAAUAUUGUACAUCAUCAUUUUUCAUAUCUAUAUAUAAGAAUCUAAUUAAUUCCUGAAAUCUACAUCUAUUAAAUAAAUGUUCUGUCGAAUAUUCAUGGACGAUUUUUUUAUCAAAAUAACACCCAAGCAUGCCCCAGGCCUUGCCUUUAGGAUGUUUUGAAUGCACAAGAACAAAGCCUGCAGUUGGAAAUGGGUUGAUUUUUUAAAAUGUAAAUUGUCUAUGAUAAAAAUUUCUUCAAACUUAAACCACUGAGCAUUUUAUUUUUGAAUUUAAGGCACAUGAGUACACCUGUUUUUGAAAUUUAGGUACUGUGUUUUGGAUAUUCUGUCAUAAGGCACCCAAGGGAUGGGGUCUGUGCUCUAUAGUUGAUUUGUCCUAGUAAUCAAACUUUUUCAAAGAAUACCAUGUAUUUUUUCUGAACACAACGUUUAUAAGAAAACCAUGCUUAUGUUUGGUGGCAUUAAAUCGUAUCUUAUAUAUUCGACACUUGCUGUUACUAGAAUGAAUUAUAAUUUGAAAACUUAAUGUGCAAUAUCAUUGCAAAUGUGUUGUAGUUCUUUCCAUGAAUUGUAAUAUGUACAUGCAUGGGAUAACGUAAUAAACUGGAAAAUAUACAUUUAA
Dreissena polymorpha is the source of this 1611-nucleotide messenger RNA. Its product is annotated as ER membrane protein complex subunit 4-like. Gene Ontology annotation, cellular component: EMC complex. NCBI's taxonomy places the organism in Eukaryota, Metazoa, Mollusca, Bivalvia, Myida, Dreissenidae. Gene Ontology annotation, biological process: protein folding in endoplasmic reticulum. The coding region runs from base 46 to 582 and encodes 178 amino acids. The transcript is spliced from 5 exons. The record is from RefSeq and is a predicted model, not a curated record.